CUGGCGAGCCGGUGUCAACAGCUGCGAAAAGCGGCUCACUGUGUCCGUGCGGCGCCGCUGCUGUGAACGCGUCUGCGUCCGAUUCACGAGUUUCGUCGCCGAGAGCCAGGAUUCGGGAAGCGAAGAAAGGAUGGAGAUGGGCUUCGGAGCACGCAGAGACAGUAAGUGUUACUGGGGCAGCCGAACGGAACAAGGGGACAUUGAGGCUGUCGAAGCACUCGUGUCAAUGAGCUGCAGCUGGAAGUCAGACGGCAGAAGGUACACCGAUCUGAGACCACUAACACCGGCCUCCGAUGUAUCUGAAGAAUCCGAGGAUAGUUUACCGUCCAUUUCUAAAGAUCUCCACACGUUGCCCCUUCUUUGUUUAACCCCACCAUAUAGUCCUCCAACAUUUGAGGCAUCUCAAAUGGCCCACCCUACAAUUCCGACCCCCUGCGCUCUGCCUAAAGGAGGAUUUCCGUUAUCCAGAGAAACGACCAGGGCUACAGCAGCGCCGGAGCUGGUGCCCGUAGAUGCAGCGUAUGUAAGGAGUCCGCAACCAGCCAAGGUAGCCACAGGCCAGCGGUCCCAGGCAACAAGUGUGAUUCGCCACACCGCUGAUGUCUUGCCCUGUACAGAUGGUUCUUGUCCGAUUAGGAUGGUCCAGGAAUCCGCUAGGCUGCAAACAGCAGCUGUGGGUGGAACUGAAGGGAAAAUGAUGGGAAGCGAUGGCGCUGAAAAGAGAAACUGUAUAUCGCAGGAACUGAGUUCUUCUGUCAACCCAGUAAAUGAAAGCAAUGAAGGACAAAACGAAGAUAAGAAACAAAAUCAAAACUUGGCUCUAGCAACUAAUUCCACAGUAGUUACAGGACAAGCUCUUCUUUCAAGGACGCAUCCUCCCAGCAACACUGAGAUUCGGCAAAAUUCGGUGCUGGUCUCGCCUCCGGCCUCUUCCAGUGUCCCUCCACUGCCCAUCAUCUGCCAAGUUGUACCAGUCGCUGCAGGCAACCCCGUUAUGACUGCUGUAGUGCCCAACACUCUGGGUAAGCACCCGACCAUGAUCCCUCCUCCCCUUGUCUUCAUGGGAGCUCCAGUUUCGAAGGGAGCCCUGAUGUUUGUCAUGCCACAGCCCGCGGUCAAGCAAGUGAAGCCAGGGGUUACCAGCCUCAAUGGCACCCGACUGUCACCCAUUGCCCCUGCCCCCGGGAUCCUGCCACCUGUCCAGAAGGAAGAAGCCCAGAUUGAUGUGUCUCGACAUCGCAGCCACAUCUGCCACCACCCAGGCUGCGGGAAAACCUACUUCAAAAGCUCCCAUCUGAAGGCCCACAUGAGGACCCACACAGGUGAGAAACCGUUCAGCUGCAAUUGGGAAGACUGUGACAGGAAAUUUGCACGCUCCGACGAGCUGUCUCGACAUCGCAGGACCCACACGGGAGAAAAGAAGUUUGUGUGUCCCAUGUGCGAGCGGCGGUUCAUGCGGAGCGAUCACUUGACCAAGCAUGCUCGCCGCCACCUCUCUGCUAAGAAGCUAAGCAACUGGCAGGUGGAAGUGAAGAAGCUGAACGACUCCAUCUCCCCAGUGUCAGCUCCUUAGUCCUUGUGACUCCAGCAGUCAUAUUCACAUUAACCAGUGCAAGCAUCACCUAAUGGGAACGGUCGUUCAGUUCUGCUGAAAAUGAUGGAACUGAGUGAAUGCAAGUUUUUAUGUAUUAUGUAUGUAUCUUGUAAAUGUUUAUGCUUAGAUGUAAGCAGAGCAUAGCAUGCUGAACUGAGAGAUUACAGAAAUACAUGAAAUUUGUAUGGAGGGAAUAUGUUACCUUCUGAAAAAUGACUCGUUAAAUGCAGUUCUUACGUGCACAGUGCACACUUUGGGAAGGCAGUGAGUAAGGUGACCUCUAACUGUGAGAGAAGCGAGUUAGUUGUUCACCGUCUCUGGCCCCAGAAGCGGCAGACUGCUGGUGAGUAGGCUUGCCAGCACCGAAGUCUAUGUGAGCUGUGGUCUGAAGUAUCGGGUGGCGGCUGUACACAGUGUGUCACUUCUCAGCGGUGAAAGGAGGGAAGGAGAAGUGAAGGAUCAGGAUCUUCCUGCAUUCAUAUCUAGUGAAUGGAAAGGGUAACGGGGGGGAAAACAGUAGGGGAUUUCGGGUGCUGUCUGAGACGGCAAGGAAGCACACUCUUCAAAGUUCACAAUAAAUUUAUUAUUGAAGAAUGUGUAUGUCACCAUAUACUAUCUUGAGAUUCAUUUUGUUACGGGGAUUCACAGUAAAUGCAUAGAAACACAAUAGAAUCAAUGAAAAAUCAUACACAAAAGUGGACAAACAACCAGUGUGCAAAAGGCAAUAAAUUGUGCAAAUAUACAUAUUUACCCCAUACUUGCUUUUGCCAAGAUGUUGGGGUAGAAAUUUCUAUUUGUGUAGUAGGUGGGAUUGCAUUAGCACAACCAAAUAUUCUGGAGCUGAAUGUUGGGACUCGCCAUCAACAGGCAACUAAAGCAGAUCACAAUGCCCAUACCAAAUUUUCUCCCCCGAGUAUUUAUCUUUGCCUUAUGAAGUUCUGGCCAGAGGGGAUGAAGACAAUUGUCCAAAUUCUGAUUUAAAAAUUGUCAUGGGCGAAUACUUAAACUAGCUAUUUUUGUGACUAAAUGUUUGCCAGAUUUGCAAAUAUAACAAAAAGGAAAUUAAUUGUUCUUUUUCUCAGCAAAGAUGGAAACAUGUCAUAUCUUACAAUAUGAGUUUAUGACUUACGUAUCACUGUAUACAUUUACAUGUUUUGUAAUUACUUGUGUUGCUACUUAUUUAUUUCAUACUGUUAUCACAAACUAUUGAUUAAUAAUCUACU
This is a messenger RNA of Mobula hypostoma (lesser devil ray), 2817 nucleotides long. Its product is annotated as Krueppel-like factor 10. The record is from RefSeq and is a predicted model, not a curated record. Bases 131 to 1573 code for a protein of 480 amino acids. Gene Ontology annotation, molecular function: DNA-binding transcription factor activity, RNA polymerase II-specific; RNA polymerase II cis-regulatory region sequence-specific DNA binding. Lineage: Eukaryota; Metazoa; Chordata; Chondrichthyes; Myliobatiformes; Myliobatidae. Gene Ontology annotation, biological process: regulation of transcription by RNA polymerase II. The transcript has 4 exons.